UAUAUAUACACUGAAACAUAUGUUCCCAGCUCAAACCCUGUUUGCCUCGGACAGAUUUCUCUGAACACAAAAACACAGAAAGGAAAGGAAAAAAAAAACAAGAAAGAAAAUAUCAUUAUCCGCCAAAAAAAAGGAAAAAGGAAAAAAAUUCAAGAAUCCGCCAUGGAAGAUCAAGAAUCACAAGCCUGCAACCCUCUUCCCAUAGAGAGCUUCUCGUACGGCUGGUUAGUCAACUUCCCUUCUUUAGAAAACAUCGAGAACUCGACAAGAACGUCAGUAGACACGUACGACGAUUCUUCCUCCUUCAUCGAGAUGGAUCCGAGGUUGCCUCCUUCCAGAAGAUUUUUUAUCAGCCCUAAAGAUCGAAGCUUCAAGUUCGAUAGCUUCUCCAAAUCCGAGUCCUUAGCUCACGCCGACGAGCUCUUCUACGACGGCUACGUCAUGCCCCUCUUUGCAAACUCCGCCGAGGAAUCUCAGCCGUUGGAUUCAUCGUCGGUGAGGCCAGAGAAGAUGAGAGCCGUCGGAUUGACGAAGAGCAAGUCGUCUUCGUGCUCUAGGAGGUUUCAGAGAGCUUCGAAGUGGGUUCUACUGAAGUACAUAGAUUUCUUGACGCCAUUGUAUAGAAGAAUCCGAGGUAGCAAAGCUUCUAGAUCAAGCGGAAGCAAUGGAGCAAAGAGUGGUAAUGAAUCGAGGAUUCGAGCUACGAGAAAGCAAGUUUAUUCCCACGAGACAACGUCUUCUCCGAGGGUAAGCGUGGCUGAUGACUGGAGAAGAUCUUGUGACUCGGAGAGUUCCAUCUACGAGGCUGUUCUUCAUUGCAAGAAAUCAUUCGGAAAAUGAGAAGAAUCCAUGGUUGAAGGAGAGAAGCAAAUUGCAUAUACACAUGGGAAUCAAUCAAGAAGGGGAGAGAGAGAGAGAGAGAGAGAGCAACUUGUGAUAUGUCUUCUUGUUCUCUCCUUACAUCUCUCUCUCUCUCUCUCUCUCUCUCUAAUUUUAUGAGAUUGAUGUGAUAAUGUGAAUGUGUCAUGUGAAAUGGAUCGAGAAUAUUUGUGCUUUUACAUGAUUAGACAAAUUAGGUUGUUUUAUUAUGGGCUCAGCAAAUCAGAAAAUAUAUUUUUCAUACA
This is a messenger RNA of Tarenaya hassleriana, 1124 nucleotides long. Its product is annotated as probable membrane-associated kinase regulator 6. NCBI's taxonomy places the organism in Eukaryota, Viridiplantae, Streptophyta, Magnoliopsida, Brassicales, Cleomaceae. The record is from RefSeq and is a predicted model, not a curated record. Bases 163 to 840 code for a protein of 225 amino acids. The transcript has 2 exons.